AUGAGUACUGAUGUGGAGCGCGAGCUCCAGCGCGAGGAAACUGAGCUGGCAAGGCUGGAUCACUACUCUGUGCUCGGGGUGCAGCCGGGCAUCUCCGUCGCUGACGUCUCCAAGCUGUACCGCAAAAAGUCGCUGCUGAUCCACCCGGACAAGACGAGCCAUCCGCGCGCAGUGGAGGCGUUUGAUCUGCUCAAAAAGGCGUCGAACGCGCUCCAGGACGACAAAGAGCGCAAACGGCUGGACCAGAUGUGGGCCGACGCGCGCAAGGUGCUGAUCAAGGAGAACGGCUGGACUAUUGACGACGAGCGUCUGACGACAACCGAGUUUCUGGAGCCGUGGCGCGCGAAGGUGCGCGAGCUGCUGAUUGAGGAGGAAUUCAUACGGCGAGUGGAGCUGAAAAAGCAGCAGAACGAGGAGUUAAAAAAGCGGAAGGAAAAAGACGCCGAGUUGGAGCAGCGGAAGGAGGAGAAGCGGAUUCGCGAUACGUGGGAGAGCAAGCGGGACGAGAGAGUAACGAAUUGGCGCAAGUUCACCGACAAGAACGACAAGAAGAGGAAGAAGAAGAGCGUGCUGGUGUAA
Messenger RNA from Ogataea haglerorum, 579 nucleotides. RefSeq lists its product as uncharacterized. The transcript is spliced from 2 exons. The record is from RefSeq and is a predicted model, not a curated record. NCBI's taxonomy places the organism in Eukaryota, Fungi, Ascomycota, Pichiomycetes, Pichiales, Pichiaceae. The coding region runs from base 1 to 579 and encodes 192 amino acids.